AUGGUCUGGUAUUCCAUUCUUCCCCCGCAGCUCAUCUACCUGGAGAGCUGGGCCGCACGGAUCUUUUUUGUCCUCGGCGUCAUCACCAUUGUCCCCUGGGCUGCCCUCCUCAUCUUCGAUGCUGUCCUCUACCUCUACCGCAUGGUUCUCUGGGAGCUUCCCUGGAUUGGCGGUCGUGCCCGUGGCGAGCAGCGCCCGCGCGCCCCAAGUUUGAACGAGCGCCCCGGCGGACAGCGACGCGCUUUUGGGCUGCGCGGGGUCGAGACGGAUGCGAUCGAGGGGGGUGCUGACACCGUCGGCGAGGAAUCUGCAGACGGACCUCGUGAAAGGGACUGGGAUGGGUCCAAGGACAAGGAGAAUGUAGCUCCGUUUUCUGCGGGAUGGAACCCGCCUUUGAGCGGGGAGGCGCAUCUGAAAAGCAGAGUCUCGGGGCGGAUAUGA
Molecule: messenger RNA, 441 nt
Organism: Penicillium alfredii
Lineage: Eukaryota; Fungi; Ascomycota; Eurotiomycetes; Eurotiales; Aspergillaceae
Exons: 2
Coding region: 1-441 (146 amino acids)
Source: RefSeq, a predicted model, not a curated record